This is a messenger RNA of Cyprinodon variegatus (sheepshead minnow), 3340 nucleotides long. It is a transcript of the gene kif3c, whose product is annotated as kinesin family member 3C. The transcript is spliced from 8 exons. The record is from RefSeq and is a predicted model, not a curated record. Gene Ontology annotation, molecular function: microtubule binding; microtubule motor activity; ATP binding. Bases 490 to 2691 code for a protein of 733 amino acids. Lineage: Eukaryota; Metazoa; Chordata; Actinopteri; Cyprinodontiformes; Cyprinodontidae. Gene Ontology annotation, biological process: microtubule-based movement.
UCACACAGGAAUGAAGCUCCGUCUCCUCUCAGAUCCGCUUCAGAGCAUCUUUCAGCGGGGGGACUGGAAGAUGCAGACAUCGGUAUGUGGCGCUCCUGCAGGAUUUCUGGAUUCAUGACGACCGGAGGAAGAUGUAUGAAUUGAUUUGUGUCAUUCCUGGCGUUAUUGGACAUUUCUUUCUUUCCGCCGUGUGAAUGUGAACGUAUAAUGGAGCUUCAAUGCAAAGCUUGAGAAUCAUUGACCGACAGUUCGUGGACAAUAAGCAAAUGAAAUCAGAGCGAGGGGGGGUCGCAUCAUUUGCAAUGGUAAUUUUUUUCAUCUCUAUUUUUAGCUACAAUUUCUUCUCUGUGUGGUGACAUGACCAAGAAGCCAUGCUGAAUAUGUUAUUCUUCAUUUUUUUAUGAUAUGCAAUUCAAAGAGAGCUGUCAUAGAAUCUGGAUAAAAUAUUAAAGCCUUAUUCAUUUAAAAUUGUCUAAUUUCAAAGAAGUCAUGUCCAAGAACAAGAGCAGUGAGUCAGUGAAGGUGGUAGUUCGAUGCCGUCCGUUGAACCGCAAAGAGGAAUCCAUUGGUCCUGCUGGGGGGAUUGUGCAAAUGGAUCUGCGGCUUGGACAGGUGAUCCUCAGAAACCCCCGGGCUCCACCAAGCGAGCCCCAAAAAACAUUCACAUUUGAUGCGGUGUACGACUCAAGCUCUAAACAGCGAGACCUCUAUGAUGAAAGCGUCCGGCCGUUGAUAGAUUCGGUUCUUGCAGGGUUCAAUGGCACCAUCUUUGCCUACGGGCAGACCGGAACUGGGAAAACAUACACCAUGCAGGGGGUGUGGCUGGACCCGGAGAAGCAAGGUGUGAUCCCUAAUGCUUUUGACCACAUAUUCACGCACAUCUCCCGCUCACAAUCUGACAAGCAGUACCUGGUGCGAGCCUCCUACCUAGAGAUUUACAGAGAAGAGAUCCGUGAUCUCCUUGACCCCAACCACGGCAACACCAGAGGACUGGAGCUCAGAGAAAGUCCAGAGACAGGAGUGUAUGUUCAAGAUCUCACGUCAUGCGUGUGCAAAAGCAUCAAGGAGAUAGAGGAGGUAAUGAAUGUUGGUAAUCAGGCGCGAGCAGUUGGGGCAACAGACAUGAAUGAACAUUCGUCCAGGUCCCACGCCUUGUUUCUGAUCACAGUGGAAUGCAGCCAGCCGGGACCAGAUGGGAGGAAGCAUAUCCGAGUUGGACGCCUAAACCUGGUCGACCUGGCUGGCAGUGAGAGGCAAGCCAAGACUGGGGUCCAGGGAGACCGUCUUAAAGAAGCUGCUAAGAUCAACCUGUCUCUAUCAGCUCUAGGGAACGUGAUCUCAGCUUUAGCAGAUGGACGUAGUGGCCAUGUGCCGUAUAGGGACUCCAAGCUGACCCGACUGUUGCAGGACUCUUUGGGUGGUAAUGCAAAGACUGUCAUGGUUGCAACUCUUGGUCCUGCCCCCCAGCAUUACGAAGAGACUCUGACCACCCUUCGUUAUGCCAACCGUGCAAAGAACAUCCAGAACCAGCCCAGAGUCAACGAGGACCCCAAAGAUGCUCUGCUCCGUGAGUUCCAGAAGGAGAUCGCUCGUCUCAGGGCCCAGCUCAACCACAGGAGGUGGAGGAGCAAACAGAAAAAGGAGCAGAUGGACGAUGAGGCUUGGGAAAGAGAUGGGAAUGAAGAGGAGGAAGAUGAGGAGGAGGUUGAGGAAGAGGAAGCAGAACAGUUUGCAAAGCUAGAAGAACAGAGGUUAGAGAAAGAGAAUGAGGCCAUCAGAGAUGAUCGAUUCCUGUUGGCAGGGGAAAAGCAGAAGCUCCUGGGGGAAAACGAGAAGAUGAUGGGGGAUCUGAGGAAGAGACAGGAAGCCACUGAACAGCUUACUGCCAGAUACAAGGCAAUGGAAAGCAAGCUGCUUGUUGGAGGGAAGAACAUAAUAGAUCACACCAAUGAGCAACAGAAGAUUCUAGAGAUGAAAAGGCAGGAGAUCGCUGAGCAGACACGCAGAGAGAGAGAGAUGCAGCAGCAGAUGUUGAUCCAGGAUGAGGAGACAGUGGAGCUGAGGGAAACUUUCACGUCUCUUCAACAAGAGGUCGAGGUUAAGACAAAGAAACUCAAGAAGCUGUACGCCAAGCUCCAGUGCAUCAAGGCAGAGAUCAAGGACGUGAAUGAUGAACACGUUAGGAGCCGACAGGAGCUGGAGCAAACGCAGAACGAGCUCACCAGAGAGCUCAAGUUCAAGUAUCUGAUCAUAGAAAACUUCAUCCCUCCAGAAGAAAAGAAUAAGAUCAUGAACAGGCUGAUGUUUGACCCUGAGGAGGAUCAAUGGAAGUUCAAGCCUCUUGUUCCAGAUGACAGUAAAUCUUCACAGAUGAAGAAAAGACCGGCAUCAGCAGUUGGAUACAAACGACCCAUCAGUCAUUACGCGCGAGUAGCCCUGUCGAUGGGAGCUCAUUCCAGAUACAGGGCUGAGAAUAUCAUGUUUCUAGAGCUGGAUGUGACCCCUCCGAACCCCUCAGCUCUGACGGACGGGGAGCAGAACCAAAGUCCCUCUCUGAACAGCUCGCCCACUAAGGACAAAGGAGUCUCCAAGUCCCAGUCCUGGUGUCCGAGCCAAAAGUCCAUGGCUUCCUCUUCUUCUAACAAUUCCUUGGCAGGUUGUCAGACUGCCACGACUGCAGUGGCAAUGUAAAGCUUUAUUACAAAUAGUUUUUUACAUUUUUAUUUAUUUUAUUGCUUCAGUUUUGGUCUGUUUGCCGUAUUAAAGACAUUUAAGCGAGGCCUACAGCCGCGUCACAAACAUACAUCAUCACCUCUGCUGCCUCUAAAGAAGGCAUAACCAUAGAAAACAGGAAGCUAACAGACCAGACAAACCUCAGAGACUUUGUGAAACUUCCCCCCCUGAGUGUUUUUGGAUUAAACCGUUCCUCUUUUUUUUUUGCAUGUUUGAAUCAAAGAUGCUUUGGAUCAUAGUUUUGAAAGAAAGGCUAUUGCACUGAGCUAAAUGUGGUAAGUGUCUAACAGAGAAAUAGGUUCCAAUAGAGACCAGUUUAAAUCUCAAUAAAUCAUAAGAUAUCUGUAUAUAUUCAAUCUAUUGUUUUUUGUUUUUUUUUCAGGGUAGAUUUGAUCCAUUUUUAUGUAAAAGAAAGACUUAAACAUUUAGAAAAGUUUUGUCUGUGUUAGCUUUUGGAAAUGAGAUUAGUAAAAAAAAAAAAGUUUGCUUAUUGGUCAGAUGUGGUACCGAAACCUGAAUGAUGACCUUUAUCCGUGUUCAGUCCUCUGUCUUUCUGUGUCUAAUUCAACUCAGAUGUCUUGAAAAACUGUCAUUAAAACAAAGAAUG